CUGGUUUAGUUCUAUCUAGUUUAAUUCUGCCUGCUUUAGUUCUAUCUGAUUUAGUUCCACCUUGUUUAAUUCUACCAGCUUUAGUUCUACCUGGCUUUGUUCUACCUGCUUUAGUUCUACCUAAUUCAAUUCUACCUGCUUUAGUUCUAUCUGAUUUAGUUCUACCUAAUUCAAUUCUACCUGCUUUAGUUCUACUUGGUUUUCAUUCAGUAACAGAUUCAUUAACUCAUCCCCUGUUGAUCAGGUUCUCUCCAGAGCGUCUCCUCGUUGCAGGUCUGGGUUUGCGGAGGUGGAACAGCUCCUCCCAGUCUCCUUUAUGUAAAUGCGGGUCGAGCAAGGCUGACUCACCUGCAGCUCCACGCCUCUCUCUCCUCAGUCGGACUCACCUGGUCCUGACAUCAACCUCUAAACCAGCAGAUCCACCUGAGCCUUUGAAGAUUCUCAUGUGCAGACGUUUACACCAGACGUCACAGUCUGAGACAGAAAAGACCACGAAAGAACAAAGUCGAGAAGAAAAAGAAACACAGAAGAGAAACUGCACCUUCUGGACUUCAGUUUAACUUCAGUUUAACCACAAGCAAGAACCAAAGAAAAAACAGGACAAUCUGUGAAGGAAAAGUCAAAGAUGAAAAACAUGAAGAUGAACAUGUAGUUGGAACCAGGAGGAUUUAAGAGGAAACAUGUCGGAGGUGUUCUAGUGGAGAACCAGACCCAGGAUGUUCUUUAAACCUGCUGACCUCUGACCCAGAACUUUGAACAGGAGAGGCUUUAGUUUGGACGUUGAAGGGAAUCCAACCGAUGGUGAACUAACAAUGAGGAGUUCACGCAAUGAAGUUGGAAGGUGAGACUCAAACCCACGUCGUUAUUGGUACGAAGGCGUGAUGUGGACGUGGCGCCACCUGCUGGUCACCGGGGUUCUGCUUGUGUCUGGAGUCCGAGGUCAGAGCUGGAGACCCUGCACAGACCUGCUACCUCUUGACCUGUUGACCCGAGCCCUGCCCCGCCCAGGACAAGCCCCGCCCCCUCAGGUGCAGAUCGUUCAGUCCAAAGGCUCUAGAGGGCUCAGAUUGGCUGGCGCCACAGCAACAGCGCUAAGUUUCCCUGCUUCCCAGAUCUUCACCAACUGUGACCAUUUCCCUGCUGAGUUUUCAUUAGUUGCCACCUUCAAGAUACCGAGACUGAGACAGAAGAGGAAUGAGUACAUCUUCUCCGUGCUGGAGGAGGGUUCUGAUUUGCUGUUGCUAGGGUUACGUCUCUCUGAGAACCGCCUCCACUUCCUGUUCAUACACCCCGCCGCUGGUGGGCGGAGCCGGCUGAGCUUUAAGGAUGUCCGAUUGGAUGAUAACCGCUGGCACACAGUGAUCCUAGCCGUGACCGGACCAUUCGCCACACUGACCAUCGACUGUGGCGUCAGUCUGGAGCUUCGACAGGUGCGGCCCUUCCCAGAGUCUUUGAAUACCAGGGGGUCCAGGGUCUACAUCGGCAGCAGGAGGAGGUGGAGGGGACGCUUCUCUGGUUUACUCCGUCAGCUGGUUCUCCUUCCUGGUUCUGAUGCCACACCCAGACUGUGUCCAACCUCUGACCCAGGUGUGGCCGAGCUGGUGGUCCCCCCAGUCUUGAAGUCCACCCCACUGCAGCCAGACCAGCCUGGACCCCUUUACCCAUACGAGGCGGAGGUCCGGGUGACCCUGGGGAACCGUCCUCCAUGUUCUGGGUCAGAACAGGGUCAGCUGUGGUUCGACGUCCAGAGAAAAGUCCUGUUCAUCUGUGACGGAUUCACCUGGAUGACUCUACUGCACAAUCAGGAGCGUCUGGACUACGUGGAGGAUUAUCAGGACCUUUACACCAACUCUGAGACCUUUGACAUAGAGGUGUUUUCCAUCAAGUCUGAGGGUCUGUUCAUGGCAGCAGCCAACAGGGACGCUCAUCCCGGUUCUGGCAUCUACAAGUGGACAGAUGGUUCGUUCCACUUGUUCCAGAACAUCAGCACCCGAGAAGCUCGAGCCUGGAAACACUUCAGUAUCGAUGACAAGGACUUCCUGGUGGUGGCCAAUUCCAGGGAGGUGGAGCCUGAGCUGUCAGUCAUCUACCGGUGGAGUCGUCAGCGGCGACGGUUUGUCCGUCAUCAGACUCUGGAGACCCACUCGGCUCUGGACUGGGAGGCCUUCAGGAUCCACAACCACAGCUUCCUGGUGGUAGCCAAUCACAGACAAGACUCCAACCACAACAUCCACAGUGUGAUCUACAGGUGGAACCCAAACACUAAGCUGUUCGAGGUGAACCAGACUCUGUCCACAUCCGGAGCCUAUGACUGGGAGUUCUUCAGCAUCGGACCAUACCACUUCCUGGUGGUUGCCAACACCUUCGAUGGUCGCACCACCAUUAUCAACUCCAGAAUCUACAUAUGGAUGAAUGGAUGCUUCCAGACCUUCCAAGACAUCCCGACGGUGGGUGCCACUGACUGGGAGUGGUUCCAGAUUGAUGGUCGGUUCUUUCUGGCCGUUGCCAACAGUCAGAUGGUUCCAGAUCGAGGUCCGAGUGUUUACAGCAUCAACUCCACCGUGUACGAACUCAACACCCUGACGCAGACCUUCAUCCGCUUCCAGGACAUCCUGACCCACAGUGCUGUGGAUUGGGAGUUCUUCACCGUUGGAGGUGACAAGUUCUUAGUUGUUGGAAACUCUCAUGAUGGCGUCUCGUAUUCUCUGAACAGCGUCAUCUACAGGUGGCAGGGCUAUGAGGGGUUUGUUCCUGUUCAUUCAUUGCCAACCUUUGGAUGCAAAGACUUUGAACACUUCAACACCGAUGGACGUUCGUUCCUGGUUUAUUCCAGCGCCACAUCCAGACUCAGCAAAGUCUUCAAACUGAAGACCUACUGACCCAGGACCAGGACUGGGACCAGGACCAACUGACCAGGACAGGGACCAGGGCCAGAACCUACUGAACUGGGUCCAGGACCAGCUGACCAGGACGUGGACUAGAACCAGGACUUGUUGGCCAGGACUAGGACUGGGACCAGGACCGGGACCAGGACCUGCUGAACAGGACUGGGACUAGGACCCACUGAGCAGGACUGGGCCCAGGGCCAGGACCUACUGAACAGAGACCAAGACUUGGACUGGCACCUACCGACCCAGGACCAGGACCUACUGAGCCACCAACCAGUACCUCUUCAUCAAAACCUGGACCUGGUCUGGGUCAGUUCCCUUUUAGAUGAUUAUAUAUAUGAAGCGUUUUGAUCCGGUUCUGACCAGUUGUCUGGGUGAGUGGCGCCCUCUGCUGGAACAAAACCAUUACCAUAUUUAUGUUUUUUCACGUCACUGGACUCAAUAAAUGAAUAAUUUAUUCAAUAAAACAGAUUCAGGUUCAGGUUGUGGUGGAGACUCAUCCAAAGUUUAAAGAACCAUGGAAGUGUUUGUUUGUUUUGUGUUUAAUAUCUGGUUUAAUGUGGUUCUUGUUGAAACCAGAUUAACCUGGUUUAAUGUGGUUCUAGUUUAAACCAGAUUAACCUGGUUCCUUUUCUGUCAGACAAAACCACAAACCCAUGACUGUAUGUGUGAAUGUUUCAUCAGUUUAGAAUAAAAUCAGACACAUGAUGAUGCAAAAUAAAAAUAAAGGACGAUUCACUGACAGUAACUAAAGGAAAACCACUGAAACUAUCCUUUAAAUACAGAAACAUAUUAAAUAAAGACAUUGAACACAACAACUAAAACACUUUAACCUGAUAUUUACAGUUUAUUAGAACAGAAUCAUAUGUUAAACAAAGUACUGAAUAAGCUAUAAUUAAACUAAUCUGAUUUUAUUAAAAAGAAGAAACAUUUGUUCAGUAAAAGAAUUGAAAACUUAAACCAUUAUAACUAUUAUUAUUAGUGUUUAUGUGGUGAAGCUUUGUGUUUGGCUGAAAC
This is a messenger RNA of Sphaeramia orbicularis (orbiculate cardinalfish), 3905 nucleotides long. RefSeq names its product thrombospondin-type laminin G domain and EAR repeat-containing protein. The transcript has 17 exons. The coding region runs from base 882 to 2879 and encodes 665 amino acids. Gene Ontology annotation, biological process: signal transduction. The record is from RefSeq and is a predicted model, not a curated record. NCBI's taxonomy places the organism in Eukaryota, Metazoa, Chordata, Actinopteri, Kurtiformes, Apogonidae.